Molecule: messenger RNA, 870 nt
Organism: Seminavis robusta
Lineage: Eukaryota; Bacillariophyta; Bacillariophyceae; Naviculales; Naviculaceae
Source: the annotation of a GenBank genome assembly
AUGCACCAGAUUGGUCGGACCGCCAUUGGAACAGCAAUUGCCCUGAAGAUAGCAAAGAGCGGGUACAAGAAAGGAUCACUAAAUCGAUCUGGAUCGAUUGCCGCUUUUGCCGUCGCCGCCGCUGCCUUUAGCUGUUCAUUUCGAUGUGGCGCGACGCUGAUAUGUUUCUAUGCUACUGGCAGCAAGCUCACGAAGGUUGGAGCUUCCACAAAGAUGAAGUUAGAGGACGACUAUGCUGCUGAGGGAGACCGUGGCGCUAAGCAAGUGUUGGCUUGUAGCCUAUUCGCUGUGCUUUGUGGCAUAUUGAGGCGGAUCUUUGUUGGGGUGGACUCUCCGCUAAGCAUGGCGAACUUUGGAUAUCAAGGCAACCGUUUGACACUCGCUUAUGUCGCCUUUUUCGCCUGCUGCGCUGGAGAUACCUGGGCCAGUGAACUUGGAGUAUUGGCCAAACAACCCCCACGACUUGUAACGAUGCCGUGGCGCACAGUUGUACCAGGAACCAAUGGCGGGGUUUCCUUGGCCGGCACUCUGGCGAGCGCCACUGGAGGGGCAGCAAUGGGGCUCUGCCACGGAUUAUUGCUUCCGCUAGCUCCUGGUCAGUGGAUUCGGGACACAUACAUGCUGACGGUUGUCGGGCUUGCGUCUGGGUUGUUUGGGUCUCUACUUGACAGCCUGUUGGGAGCAACCCUGCAAGCUACAUACUACGAUACCAAGAGACGCAUAGUCGUCAAGAAAAAGAACUCUCCGAACACGGAGAAUUGCGGUGGAUGGGCCUUCUUUUCCAAUGAGGCUGUCAAUGUUGUCUCCACCAUUGCAACCGCGGUCCUGGCCGCUCUUUGGACUCCCUUUAUCCUCCAAUCAAUCAGCUAG